Molecule: messenger RNA, 1261 nt
Organism: Phragmites australis (common reed)
Lineage: Eukaryota; Viridiplantae; Streptophyta; Magnoliopsida; Poales; Poaceae
Product: aquaporin PIP2-5-like
Exons: 3
Coding region: 90-968 (292 amino acids)
Biological process (GO): transmembrane transport
Cellular component (GO): plasma membrane
Molecular function (GO): water channel activity
Source: RefSeq, a predicted model, not a curated record
CCUCGGCUACUCGUCACCUCACACCACACACAGCUAGCUAGCGAGCGAGCACAGCGUAGGACUCCUCAGUGAGCUCGUGCGUAGUGUAAAUGGCGAAGGACAUCGAGGCGGCGGCGGCGGCGGAGGGCGGCGAGUACACGGCGAAGGACUACUCGGACCCGCCGCCGGCGCCGCUCAUCGACGCGGAGGAGCUGACCAAGUGGUCCCUGUACCGCGCGGUGAUCGCCGAGUUCGUGGCCACUCUCCUCUUCCUGUACAUCACGGUGGCAACCGUGAUCGGGUACAAGCACCAGACGGACGCGUCGGCGUCGGGCCCCGACGCGGCGUGUGGCGGCGUGGGCAUCCUCGGCAUCGCCUGGGCCUUCGGCGGCAUGAUAUUCAUCCUCGUCUACUGCACGGCCGGCGUCUCCGGUGGCCACAUCAACCCAGCGGUGACGUUUGGGCUGUUCCUGGCGCGCAAGGUGUCUCUGGUGCGCGCGGUGCUCUACAUCAUCGCGCAGUCCCUGGGCGCCAUCUGCGGCGUGGGGCUCGUCAAGGGCUUCCAGAGCGCCUACUACGUGCGCUACGGCGGCGGCGCCAACGAGCUUAGCGACGGCUACUCCAAGGGAACGGGUCUCGCCGCCGAGAUCAUCGGCACCUUCGUGCUCGUCUACACUGUCUUCUCCGCCACCGAUCCCAAGCGCAGCGCCCGUGACUCCCACGUCCCCGUGCUCGCUCCUCUUCCAAUCGGGUUUGCCGUGUUCAUGGUCCACUUGGCCACCAUCCCGAUCACCGGCACCGGCAUCAACCCGGCCAGGAGCUUGGGCGCUGCCGUGAUCUACAACAACGACAAGGCCUGGGACGACCACUGGAUCUUCUGGGUGGGGCCACUGAUCGGUGCCGCCAUCGCCGCCGCCUACCACCAGUACGUCCUUCGGGCCAGCGCCUCGAAGCUGGGCUCGUCUGCCUCCUUUAGCAGCAGGGGCUAGGCCAUAAGCAUUGCCUCCCGCAGGAGCAUCGGAGGCGUUGAACUGUAGAUAUGUCAGAGGGCCUCCAGUCUACAUAUUUGCUUUGGGUUGUGCUCGCCAUGCAUCCAUGUGAUCCGCGUCUGUAAUUUCCGAGUUCGCUACAUUUGCUUGCUGCUUUCUUAGUUUCCAAGUGUGCCUGUGAUGUUUUACUUAUCCGUGUAUGAAUAUAAUGUACGCAUGCAUCUGGACGGCUGGGCGAAAAAGGAACAAGUGUGCAUGCAAGUUUUAUAUAGUACUUGAUGUUUUUCGCUUAA